GUAACCAAACAAGACAUCAUUCUUGUCGCCGGGAAUUGGAUUCUUAGCUUUCCUCGGUGAUUCGGGAUUUGCAUUCCCUGAAAGGAAUUUCGCAGCAUCCACUCGAAAACCAGUUUCCGGCAACUGAAUUCCACAGUUCUCCUCCGAUCUCUUUCUUGUUUGUUUCCCGUAAUCGGUCGAAAAUGGCGAAGCGUGGAUAUAAGCUGCAGGAAUUUGUGGCUCAUUCUGCAGAUGUGAAUUGUCUAGCCAUGGGAAAGAAGGCGUGUCGGCUUUUGAUUACUGGUGGAGAUGAUUACAAGGUCAAUCUAUGGGCAAUUGGAAAGCCUACUUCGUUAAUGAGUCUUUGUGGCCAUACAAGUUCAGUUGAAUCUGUAGCUUUUGAUUCUGGAGAAGUCUUGGUGCUCGCCGGUGUAGUGGUUCGUGGUCUUACCGGACACAGAUCCAAUUGCACUGCUGUGGAAUUUCAUCCUUUUGGUGAAUUCUUUGCAUCUGGGUCUAUGGACACAAAUUUAAAGAUAUGGGAUAUCAGAAAAAAAGGAUGCACUCACACGUACAAGGGUCACACUCGAGGCAUUAGCACGAUCAGGUUCACUCCUGAUGGCCGCUGGGUAGUUUCUGGUGGAUUUGAUAAUGUUGUAAAGGUGUGGGAUCUAACUGCUGGAAAGCUAUUGCAUGAUUUUAAGUUCCAUGAAGGACAUAUCCGUUCCAUAGACUUCCAUCCCCUUGAGUUUCUCCUUGCCACAGGUGAGUAUCCUGCUUCAAUUUCAGCAACUGCACUAGGGGUUGCUUUUGAGUCUUUGGUCAUGAAUAUGAUCGGAAUCUGUUCCUUCCUCUAUUUGUUUAUUUCCUGUCUGAAAUCUCUGUUUUGACUUUCAUGCCCCUGUAGACCUUACAGAAAUAUUUAUUAGAAUACUUAUUUUGGUGGUAGAUUUUUGCAGAUUGCAAUGGUUUGAAAUGUCUGCUUUCAUUCCCUAUAUGCACUAGGCUUCAUGCUUCGCGUUCAUUCAAUAAAUUUCCUUGUCUCAG
Rubroshorea leprosula is the source of this 1026-nucleotide messenger RNA. The record is from the annotation of a GenBank genome assembly. NCBI's taxonomy places the organism in Eukaryota, Viridiplantae, Streptophyta, Magnoliopsida, Malvales, Dipterocarpaceae.